GGGAAGCGAGAGGAGGAGGGGAGCGAGGGCGCAGAAAAACGCUGAAGCUCUUGGAGACCGGAUCUCAAACCUGCUUUUCUGCAAAGAUACAAGCAGCAGCAGAAGCAGCCGCUAGCAAACCCCGCUGAUUUUUUUUUCCCUCCCCUUUAAAACAACAGCAACUCCCCCCCCCCCCUGCAAUCAGCAAAGCUGCCUUGGGAGAGAGAGAAAAAACACGCACUCACGUACAGCACACAAACUCCGAGGAAGCAAGCAAGCUAACCGACCACUUAGGGGAAAAAAAAGCUACCCCCCCCUUUCCCAUUUUUUAUUUUAUUUUGCAAACGGCUUUUCAACAGAUCGGAGUUGGGGAAGCGAGCAAUCCAAGAGAAGCUGCUCUUUGCUGGAAGAUCUGAGCGAGAUCGCAUCAAAGCCACCCCGGGAUUUUAUUUUUAAAGAACCACUUCAUGUCGUUCGCUGGGGCUCCCCCUCGCCCUCCUUCCAUGUACGAGGCAUUAAGAGAGAGUGGCUCGGGAAUGACGAAUCGGCCUUUUCAUUGAGAAAAAAGGGGGGGGGGAAGCUACAAGGAAACCAACGUGUGAUUGCGAAGGGGGACAAAAAUCCUCGCUGUUAUCUGGAAAAAAGGGCUUUUUAGAUACCCGUUGGUUUUGGUGCGGCGUGUGGCUCUCUGGGUUGCGAUUUGUUAUUUUUCCCCUCUGGAGAAGAGAGAAAGUAGAGGGACAACCCCCCUCCCAAGUUUGCGGUGGAUUUUUUUCCUCGGUCUAACGCAAAACAUUUCGAUGAUUCUUGCUUACAACCUGGACUCGAAGAUUUCAGAUGUGUUCUAAGCUUUCUGGAGUGAUAACUGUUCAGGAUACUGAUGGAGACAAGAGCUCAGAAUGGCAGUGGGUUACAACCCUUGCUUCAAGGCCAGCAUGACACUGGGAGACAGUUUGGAGAUUCUGACCUGAGGGAUGUCCUGGCGCAACAAGUUCAUGUCUUGUCCUUGGACCAGAUCAAGGCUAUUCGAAAUACAAAUGAAUACACAGAACCCCCUACCGUGGCUCCACGACCAGGACUGAAGCCAGCACCGCGUCCACUGCUCCAGCACAAGAGUGAAAGACCACAUGACUUGACAGAGCAGCGUCAUCUUAACAGGAUUCAACAUCCCCAGGUCCAUGUUCCUUCCCGGGUACCACUGUCCCGUUCCAUUAGCACGGUCAGCAGCACUAGCUCACGUGGCAGUGCAAGGACAAGUACAAGCAGUAAUUCAUCAGAGCAGAGACUUCUGGGGUCAUCUUUGGGGACAGUUGUUGAGGGGAUAAUACGAGUACAGCCGAAGUCAGAGUUGAAGUCUCGGGAGCUGAAACCCCCUAGCAAAGAAAGUUUGCAUAUGCAUGCCUACCGAUGUGAGGACUGUGGGAAGUGUAAGUGUAAGGAAUGCACUUAUCCACGAACCCUUCCAUCCUGUUGGAUCUGUGAUAAGCAGUGUCUCUGCUCAGCCCAGAACAUGGUAGAUUAUGGGACCUGUGUUUGCUGUGUGAAGGGGCUUUUCUACCACUGCUCCAAUGAUGAUGAGGACAACUGUGCUGAUAACCCAUGUUCGUGUAGCCAGGCCCACUGUUGCACUCGGUGGUCCACCAUGGGUGUUGUGUCCCUUGUUCUGCCUUGCUUGUGGUGUUACCUGCCAGCCAAGGGUUGCCUUAAAUUGUGCCAGGGGUGUUAUGACCAAGUAAAUAGGCCAGGUUGUCGCUGUAAACAGUCCAACACAGUUUGUUGCAAAGUUCCCAAAGUCCCACCCAGGAAUAUUGAAAAGCCAACAUAGCAUCACUAAUCAGGUAAUAAGGAUGAUUGUAGAACAUCAGAUGUGGCCAACUAAAUGAUCUAUAACUGUGGCACUGUUUCUUGAGGGGGGGGGUGAGAAAGGUCCAGCCUCAUGGAGAUGCUUGUUUAGAAUCCACCCAGUGGAGAUCAGAGUGGGAAUACGCUUUGCAGCACCUAAGUAUUGCAUAAGCUAAUGAGACUCAAGCUACUUCUAGGCAAACUCGCGUGUUGUGCGUUUGUGUAUUUUUAAAGGAAUUAGUACACUUGUAAAUUAGAAAACUACUUCAACCCACUCCCAGUUAUUUUCUGCCAGAGAUGUGCUAUAUUUUUGUAUAUAGGAUAUUUUCAACUGUGAAAACACAAGUGUCAUAGAAAGUAUGGCACAAGUCACAAAAUAUUAUACUAAUAUGUUGUACAUUCAAAAGAAUGUGAAUCAAUCCAUAUGGUAUAGACUGUAUUUUGCCUUAUGAAGCCCUUCAAUUGCAAGACUCUGAUUUUCCCCUUUUGGACAGUUGCAGUAAAAUUGAGUCUUUAUUUUCUAAUUUUUCAAUAUAUUGUUUAGUGUAAAGAAUAUUUAUUUGAAGUUUUAUUAUUUUAUAAAAAAAAUAUUUAUUUUAAGAGGCAUCUUACAAAUUUCACCCCUUUUAUGAGGAUGCCACCAUUGCUGCAAAUUAGGGGUGAAAAAUACAUAUAUUCCCUAUAAAAUAGAAAAUAUAUUAACGUUUGAAAUUAAACUGGGCUGCUUGUCAUUUUUUAUCCCAUUCCCCCCUUCUUUGAAUUGAACAAUUGCAUUUGUAAUUAAGGCUCUUCUGAGUGUU
Molecule: messenger RNA, 2621 nt
Organism: Candoia aspera
Lineage: Eukaryota; Metazoa; Chordata; Lepidosauria; Squamata; Candoiidae
Gene: SPRY2
Product: sprouty RTK signaling antagonist 2
Exons: 2
Coding region: 860-1804 (314 amino acids)
Biological process (GO): negative regulation of Ras protein signal transduction; negative regulation of fibroblast growth factor receptor signaling pathway; negative regulation of MAP kinase activity
Cellular component (GO): membrane; cytosol
Source: RefSeq, a predicted model, not a curated record